GGCUGCCGAUCGAUUAUUGGAUCAAGCCAGAAGCUGGUUCUAGUUGGUUUGCUUCGGAUCCGGUAAAGAGAAUUAUUGAUCGGUUGUUAGAUCGGUUAGAAGAGACUACGCGGACAAAUGAUUGUAGGAUUGGAUCCGGUGGCUCGGACGACAAUGUUGGUGGAGGGAAGGUAGUUAGAGACGUUGAGACACUACUUGAGAUGGUCGUCACGGCGUAUGAAUGA
Messenger RNA from Dovyalis caffra, 224 nucleotides. The record is from the annotation of a GenBank genome assembly. NCBI's taxonomy places the organism in Eukaryota, Viridiplantae, Streptophyta, Magnoliopsida, Malpighiales, Salicaceae.